GCAAGAAGGAGAAGAAGAAGAAGAGGCGGCGAGAGACACUUUCUUGUUUUUCGAGAGAGCGGCUCGAUCAACUGCGGUGGCUGAACCUCCCCUGAUUAUUUACCAUGGCGGAUGAGCUUCCCUAUCGUGCCGAAUAUGCCAAAAGUGGCCGUGCUUCAUGUAGAGGAUGCAAGGGAAACAUUGCAAAGGACACAUUGAGGCUUGCAGCUAUGGUGCAGAGCCCAAUGUUUGAUGGGAAAGUACCACAUUGGUAUCAUCAGAUGUGUUUCUUCGCUAAGCAACGCCCAAAGACUGUUGCUGACAUUGCUCAUUAUGAUUCUUUACGAUGGGAAGAUCAAGAAAAGAUAAAAACUAAAAUUGAGAGUGGUGGCAGUGCUCCUCCUCCAUCUGGGAAGGGAAGUAAAGGCUCAAAGAAAAAGGGAAGUGUUCCUGGUGCUGGAGAUUACACAGUAGAGUAUGCUAAAAGUGGUCGUGCCAAGUGCAGGUUGUGCGAUGAUAAAAUUAAUAAGGAUGAAGUUCGGAUUAGCAAAAAAGAAUAUGAUAGUGAUAGAGCGAAAAUGUACGGACCUGUAGACAUGUGGCACCAUGUUGAUUGUUUUGUAAAAAAGCGAGAAGAGUUUGGCUUUUUUGACACUCCUGAUGUUAUUCCUGGGUUUAACUCAUUGUCUGCUGAUGACAAGAACAUGUUGAAGAAAAAGAUUAAGAAAAUGGAAGGGAAACGAAAGGCAGAGGAUGUCCCAGAUGCUGCUGUAAAGAAAAUUAAAACAGAAGAGGAGGAAAUUGUCCGUAAACAGUCAAAAUUGAUGUACAAGUACAGGGAUCAAUUGAAACACCUCAAGAAAAAAGAACUGACUUACCUACUUGAACACAAUGACCAGUAUCUACCAACAGGAGAGAGUAAUAUGCUUGACAUAUUAGUUGAUGUGAUGGCUUUCGGUGCAAUUGAUCCAUGCAAAAUAUGCAGUGACGGACGCAUGAAAUACGAGUCUGGAAAAGGAUAUGUUUGUAAAGGAAAUCUUACAGAAUGGACCAGGUGUACUAGUGUGUUAAAAGAACCUAGUCGGCGGAAGUUCCUGGUUCCUGAGGAGUUGAAAACAGCUUUUGAUUUCCUGGCAAAUUACAAGUUCCCAGGAGUUGGGAAAAGGAUUUGGAUUGAUCAUGGACCGUCAUCUGCAGAAGUUGCAGUCAAAAAAGAAAAUGGGGCUAUGAUGUCAGAUUCAGAGAAGCCUCUUGAAAGUAUGAAGUUUGUUAUUGUUGGUGAUAAAUUUUCCAAGGAGAAAGCUUCAAUGAAAGAAACCAUUAAAAGACUUGGUGGAGAAGUUGUUUCGAAGGUUGAAAAAAACACUGCAGCUGUUAUUACAACUCCAGAUCUAGUUGCUGAUCUCCAUAAGAAAGUUGCUGCUGCAAAGGAACUUAAUAUUCAGUGUGUCUCAGAAGAUUUUCUUGAGGAAGUGGAAAAAGGAGGAGCAUUGUUAAUGAUUCAGAAGAAAAACAUUGCACCAUGGGGAGGUGAUCCACAAGAUAGAGUCCAUUCAGCUAAGUCAUCCAAGUCAUCUAAAGCAGAGUCUAGAUAUAUCAAGAGUGUUCCUGAAAAGCAGAAGGUUAAACUCAAAGGAGGUGCAGCUGUGGAUCCAGACUCAGGGUUGGAGGACAAAGCCCAUGUUUAUCAGAGAGGAAGUAAAAUUUACAACUGCGUCCUUGGUAUGGUGAACAUUACAAAAGGAACAAAUUCUUAUUACAAGCUGCAAGUACUUGAAAGUGAUAAAAAGAACAGGUGGUGGGUUUUCCGUUCUUGGGGUCGAAUUGGAACUACUAUCGGCAAUGACAAGCUAGAGGAUAAAGAAGACCUUAAUGAUGCCAUAUCAACAUUUGAAGCUCUCUAUGAGGAAAAGACUGGUAAUCGAUUUUCAGCAAAGGAGUUCAAGAAAGUACCUGGUUGUUGGUACCCACUAGAUAUUGAUUAUGGUCAGGAUGAAGAUAUUGUUAAAAAACCCAUUGCUGCAGGGUCUAAAAGCAAACUAUCAAAAGCAAUUCAAGAGUUGGUUGCUCUAAUAUUUGAUGUGGACACCAUGAAAAGUGCUCUGGUGGAAUUUGAGAUUGACACCAAAAAAAUGCCACUUGGGAAACUCAGUAAGAAGCAGAUUGAAAGUGCAUAUAAGGUAUUGUCUGAGGCUCUCGAGUUCAUAAAAAAUUUGGAAGGCGUAGCUGAGGGAGAUGAUGCUGCUGCUACUGGAAUAAAGGCUCGACUACUUGAUUGCUCUAAUAGAUUUUAUACCUUAAUUCCUCAUGAUUUUGGCAUGAAGCAACCUCCCAUUUUGAACAAUGUGGACCUUAUCAAUUCCAAAAUAGGUAUGCUUGACAACUUGAGUGAAAUAGAGGUGGCUUACAAUCUCCUCAAAUCAGAAGAUGAUGAAGAAGACAAGAGUGCAGAUCCAAUUGACAAACAUUACCGUAAGCUUAAGACAAAGAUGGAAGUGCUGGAUCAUUCUUCGAGCGAGUUCAAGAUGAUUGAAAAGUAUGUUAACAACACUCACGCUACUACACAUUCCCAUUAUAAACUUGUUGUUGAAGAUGUCUUCAAAGUGGAAAGGCAGGGAGAGAAGAAACGGUACAAACCCUUCAGGCAGCUACACAACAGACAGUUACUCUGGCAUGGCUCCAGACUUACAAAUUAUGCUGGUAUUUUAUCCCAGGGGUUGCGGAUAGCUCCACCAGAAGCUCCUGUCACUGGAUAUAUGUUUGGAAAAGGAAUUUACUUUGCUGACAUGGUUUCAAAAUCAGCAAAUUACUGUUGUACAACAAGCUCUAACUCCACUGGCCUUAUCUUACUAAGUGAAGUUGCACUUGGUAAUAUGUAUGAGCGGACUUCUGCAGAAUAUGUUGAAAAGCUUCCUAAAGGGAAGCACAGCACCAAAGGUGUGGGCAGAACUCAUCCAGAUCCUAGCGAGACUAUCAAAUUGGAAGAUGGAGUUGAAGUUCCUCUUGGAAAAGGUGUCAAUGCAGAUGUUAGUAGAACCUCACUUUUGUACAAUGAAUACAUUGUAUAUGAUGUUGCUCAGGUUAACAUCAAGUAUAUGCUUCGGCUCAAAUUUAAGUACUCUUACUAGAGGUAACACUUCUCAAAAGACUAUAUUGAUAAAGUGUUGUGUUCCAGUUAUGCAACUGAAAGUGUAGUAUUCUUAGUUAAUUAACUUUUAUUAGUAAUUAUGAAAUUACAUGAAUAUUUUUGUAUAUUGAUUUAAAGCUGUUUUAAAGAUAAUUAAAAGAAUUCAGUUGAUAGAAAAAUUUCCUGUUUCCAAGAUUCUGCAGUUCUGAAAAAUGGUAAAUUGCCUGUAGGAGUACUAUGUUAUUUUGAAUAAAAGUAUAUGAAACUA
This is a messenger RNA of Macrobrachium nipponense, 3374 nucleotides long. RefSeq names its product poly [ADP-ribose] polymerase 1-like (gene Parp1). The coding region runs from base 105 to 3107 and encodes 1000 amino acids. The record is from RefSeq and is a predicted model, not a curated record. Gene Ontology annotation, biological process: double-strand break repair; protein poly-ADP-ribosylation. Gene Ontology annotation, cellular component: nucleus; nucleolus. The transcript has 20 exons. Gene Ontology annotation, molecular function: DNA binding; NAD+ poly-ADP-ribosyltransferase activity; zinc ion binding. NCBI's taxonomy places the organism in Eukaryota, Metazoa, Arthropoda, Malacostraca, Decapoda, Palaemonidae.